AUGCUCUCAUGUCUCGUUGCUCACGCCUCAAGCUUACCUUCCCCUAUUCACAACUUCCUCAGGACAAGAUCACCAGGCUUCGAGUGGACCGCCUGGGGCGACUCCUACGCCUCAGGCGUCGGUGCCGGGGAGUACAUCGAUGGAAGACGAUGUCUUCGCUACAACGGUGCCUACCCUGUCGAAAUAUCAGUCGACACGAACAAUCUCCUCGCCACAACUGGGGGCGGUGUUUUCAACAACGUAGUCUGCUCCGGAGCCAAGGUGGAAGAUGUCGAGGCGUACCAGUUCUUCCCAGAAGAAGCAGGCGCGGAACCUGACUGGCAGUACUACCCACGGCCGGCCAGUGGUAGGCCUAGCAUGGGGACCCUUACUAUUGGAGGGGAUGAUGUUGACUUCCCGGGUCUGCUGUAUAGCUGCAUCAUGGAGAGCUUCCCGUUUCCCCUGAGCGUCGGGUUCGAGGAUCGGACCUGUGACCAGCAGCGGGCUCUGUCGUGGUCUUUGCUGAGCGAGGACGGCGAUCAUAUCACUCCCAACAAGACUCUCGUCACGAAGCUGGACGGGCUGAUCAAGACAAUCGUCGCAUUUGGUCGAGAUGCUAGCGGCGAUAACUUCAGGCUCUAUGUGACUGGCUACGCUCAGUUCUUCAACGAUACGGAUCCGGGAUGCGAUAAUGUGACAUUUGCAAGGACAGCCAGCCCCGACGACGAUGGAGAACCGCACAUUAUGGUAACGACGGCUUUACGGCAAGACUUUAAUGCUAUGAGUCGGAUAUUGAAUCUCGCCAUUCAGCAAGCCGUGGCAAUGGACAGCGAGGCAAACGUCAAAUACAUCGAUAUCGACGGCUUUCUGUACGGUCAUCGAUUUUGCGAACCCGGAAUCCAGGAGCCCGAUCAGAAAAAUCCCAACCUAUGGUUCUAUCACUACCCCUACGACCAGAACGACGCAGAGGCGAACGACCCAGCUAUGCAGCACCUGAACACCAUCGUAAACAAACACGCCGAAUCCAUCGUCUUCGACCCCAACACAACCCUCUGGACCGAUCAUCUCAACGCCGUGUGGUCCACGAUCGACGAACACGCGGUCAACAAGGCCGCAGCGCUGUACGUGCAAGAGUUUCCGUCUGGCAAUGGUACUAGUGAGAAGUACGAUUUUUGGGGCGAUAGCAUCGGCUGGCGUGGCAAGGUCUUCCAUCCGACGAAGGAGUUCCAUCUGGUGAUCUAUGGAGCGAUUAUUGAGCAGUAUUUGAAAGAUACGAGUGCUUGGCCGGCGGUCCUUGAAUAG
Zasmidium cellare ATCC 36951 is the source of this 1281-nucleotide messenger RNA. RefSeq lists its product as uncharacterized. The transcript is spliced from 2 exons. The record is from RefSeq and is a predicted model, not a curated record. Bases 1 to 1281 code for a protein of 426 amino acids. Lineage: Eukaryota; Fungi; Ascomycota; Dothideomycetes; Mycosphaerellales; Mycosphaerellaceae. Gene Ontology annotation, molecular function: triacylglycerol lipase activity. Gene Ontology annotation, biological process: triglyceride catabolic process.